This is a messenger RNA of Cinclus cinclus, 3661 nucleotides long. It is a transcript of the gene MTRR, whose product is annotated as 5-methyltetrahydrofolate-homocysteine methyltransferase reductase. The transcript has 14 exons. The record is from RefSeq and is a predicted model, not a curated record. The coding region runs from base 680 to 2782 and encodes 700 amino acids. Gene Ontology annotation, molecular function: [methionine synthase] reductase (NADPH) activity; flavin adenine dinucleotide binding; FMN binding. Lineage: Eukaryota; Metazoa; Chordata; Aves; Passeriformes; Cinclidae. Gene Ontology annotation, biological process: homocysteine metabolic process. Gene Ontology annotation, cellular component: cytosol.
AGCACCUUGGUAUUAUUAGCAUCAUGUUCUGACCAGCUUACCUCAGGGUCAGGUUGCAAUUGUGCAAGGAGCUUCUUUUUGAAAUAGAAAAUUAAAGUCUGUGUUUGUGCUCCAGAAUACAUAGUGGGCAAUAAAGUGUGAAGUCAUUGCAGCAAGAAGUACUGAUUUCAAAUAAGAAAUAAGAAGAAAGAAGAAGAAACUGUGCAUUUAAACUUUUUUCCUCAGACUUUGUAGUUUGACUUUACCAUGUCUGUAGGGUUUUUUUUGUUUUCAAAGACAGCUCAGAAAAGUGAACAAAGCAGUCACUAACUUGAAGUGGAAAAUACAUAAUAAUGCAAUUUAAAAAGUUUAAAAAGAUUUAAAUUUUCAUUUUAAAAGUUUUCAUGUUGCAUUGUUUACAAACUAGAUUCUUGAUAUCAGAGAUACUGUAACAUUAUUGCAGCAUCAAGGCAGUACAGCACAUAGCGCCACAUGUCCUUUGCAACCUGAUCUACAAAGCUUGCUUGUGAGAAAUGGCUUCACUUAGAGUAGAUGCCUCAUUUCCAAGCUAAACACCAGUGCUGCUAUCUUUAUCUCUUUGUUUUCUCAUAAGCAAAGUAAAAUCUUGCUGUUCUGCUUGCAAGAAAUUCACUUUUUAAAUUCUUUUUCUCCCCUGCAGUGUCUCUAAAAAAAAAAAAAAAUGUGCUGUGAGUCAAAAAGGAGGUUUUUGCUUCUCUAUGCAACACAAAAGGGGCAGGCAAAAGCCAUAGCUGAGGAAAUAUGGCAGCAAGCAGGUGCCCAUGGAUUUGAAGCUGAUAUGCACUGUAUAAGUGAAAUGGAUAAGUAUAACCUGGAAACAGAGAAGGAUCCUGUAGUUAUUGUUAUUUCCACUACUGGGACAGGAGAGCCACCAGACACUGCCCGCAAGUUUGUAAAGAAAAUUCAAGACAAGGCCUUGCCUCCUGACCAUUUUGCACAUCUCCAGUAUGGAUUGCUAGGUCUGGGAGAUUCAGAGUACAUGUUUUUUUGUAAUGGUGGAAGGACAGUAGACCGACGACUUCAAGAGCUUGGUGCCCAGCACUUCUAUGACACAGGACUAGCAGAUGACUGUGUAGGUUUGGAAUUAGUGGCUGAUCCUUGGAUUGAUGGACUUUGGCUUGCCCUCAAGGAAGCAUUACAAUUGCAGAAAGAGAAAGAAGGCAUGAACAAUGCUGUCAGUCCUGGUCUCAGCUCUCUCUCUACAGCUCCACGUGCUGUGCAUGAGCUAAAGCUAAGCUCUGAAGUACAGAACUUGAAGCUAGAAGAUGAGGGAGCAAGGGGUUCUGAUACUCCGUCGCAGAAAGUGGGUGACAUCAAUCUUGUGGCUCCAGCUAAAGACACCAAACCUUCACUUGUUCAUUCUGUCCCUCCUGUCUCUCAGUCUGCUCUUAAUAUUCCUGCCCUGCCACCAGAAUAUAUAGAGGUGGAGUUUCAGGACACCCUGGGUGAGAAUCCGCAUCUGUCUUCGCUUAUCUCAGAGGGAACAACCUUUGAAGUGCCAGUUACAAGAGCCGUUCAGCUCACUAGGGAAGAUGCUAUAAAGACUGCACUGCUGUUAGAGCUUGAUAUUGCAGAUACAGCCUUUGAGUACCAGCCUGGAGAUGCCUUCUGUGUAAUAUGUCCCAACAGUGUCAGUGAAGUGGAAGAGCUUCUUCACCUUUUAGGACUUUCUGAAAAAGGAGAUGACUUCAUUUGUGUAAAAGUUAAGCAGGGCACUAAAAAGAAAGGAGCAUCUCGUCCACAGCAUGUCCCUGAAAGAAGCACUGUCAAAUUCAUUUUAACCUGGUGUCUGGAAAUAAGAGCGAUACCCAAAAAGGCAUUUUUGCGAGCUCUUGUAGAAUGUACCAGUGAUGUGGGAGAAAAACGGAGGCUUCAAGAGCUUUGCAGCAGACAAGGAGCCUCUGAUUACACUCACUUUAUUAGAGAUUCUAAUGUUUGCCUCCUGGAUUUACUUCAUGCUUUUCCAAGCUGCAAGCCUUCACUUAGCCUGUUAAUUGAACAUCUUCCUAAAUUACAAGCCAGAUCCUACUCAGUGUCAAGUUCAAAUUUAUAUCAGCCAGGAAGGCUGUGCUUUGUAUUUAAUGUUGUGGAGUUCCCUGCCGGUCCCUCUAGACCAGUCUCACGGAAAGGAGUAUGUACAGGGUGGCUUGCUGAGUUAGUUGCAUCUCUACUGCAUGCCAGUAAAAACUCUCUGGAUACAAAAGGAGAAAGCUCUUUAACUAAAAAGAUCUCUAUUUUUCCUCGUCCAAACAAUGCUUUCCACUUACCUGUGGACCCAUCUGUGCCGUUCAUUAUGGUUGGUCCAGGAACAGGAAUUUCACCAUUUAUUGGUUUCCUACAACAUAGGCAAAAGCUCAGAGAGCAACAUACAGACUGGGAAUUUGGAGAAACAUGGCUGUUUUUUGGUUGUCGGCAUCAGGAUCGAGACUAUUUGUUCAAAGAUGAGCUCAGAUGUUUUCUUGAAAAUGGAACCUUAACACAUCUUAAGGUUUGUUUCUCAAGAGACUCUUCAACUGCGGAAGUGGCACCACCUAAAUAUGUGCAAGACGUCCUUAGGAUUUGUGCUAAGGAAGUUGCCAGAGUCCUGCUGAAAGAGGGAGGUUACUUCUAUGUAUGUGGAGAUAAGAAGCACAUGGCUGAUGAUGUAAGUGAUGCCAUAGUAGACAUUUUAAGCGUGGAGAUGGAAGCUGACAAAUUGGAAGCAAUGAAAGUCCUGGCCAUGCUUCGAGAAACAAAACGAUAUUUGCAGGAUGUUUGGAGCUAAAUGUUUAGCUUUUCCUAUAUCUUUGUAAUACAAAAUACUUCCUUUUACACAUAUGUUUUUGAUUAAAAGUUGCUGCCAAAAGCUCUGUCAGUAGCACACACAAAGGUUAACUUUCUCUAUUGACCUUUCCAACAAGAACAUGAAACCUUUUAAAUGACAACAAACCAGGCUGGCCUUUCAAGUGUAUUUUUUAGAGAUGUUUCAUAAAGGACUGUCUUAGUGCCUUGAUUUUCUCAUCUUAAGAUUGGGUUGCUGUAUAAACUAGAAACUUCUGCACUUGUACAGUCGUAAUUGUAUGUUGACAUUGCAUCGUGUAUCUUUUCCCACAAUAUUUACAUAAAGAAGGUACAGAGUAAGUAUGUUACACACUGAUGUGUGCAUCAUGAAAUACAUUACUGACUUGCCAAGAUUUACUUGAACACUUCCUAGAUACUUCCUGAGACUGCUUAUAUUUUUUCUUCUUGCACAAUGACAGGAACUGCUGAAAGGAAUGAAUGUCCAGGAUGCUGCACAGAAAGGUUUCUGAAAAAUUAAACUCCAAAGUUUUCUUUGAAUUCAUCACAUCAUUACUUCAUGUCUCAAAAUUUUCAAUACACUAUUAUAAUGCUUUUUAGAUCUUCCUGUAUAAUUAUUUUGAAAUGGUUUUCAUUCCCAUCUCUCUGAAAUAUUUGUGGUUUAAUUUAUGAAUGCACACACCAGUUGUGUUGAAUUUGGUUGAUGGAAAAAUAUUGCGUGGUAAAUACUCUGUCAGAUUACUAAGGUAAUCUUCUUAGACUGAAGACAUAGAAAAUACGGUGUUUUGAAAUUAGUUGCCCUUACAUGUGGCCACUCACAACAAAUAAAGUGGUUGAAAAAAAUAAAGUAGAUGAAAGCAAAUUA